This is a messenger RNA of Temnothorax curvispinosus, 2165 nucleotides long. RefSeq names its product bifunctional coenzyme A synthase (gene Ppat-Dpck). Bases 370 to 1992 code for a protein of 540 amino acids. NCBI's taxonomy places the organism in Eukaryota, Metazoa, Arthropoda, Insecta, Hymenoptera, Formicidae. The transcript has 5 exons. The record is from RefSeq and is a predicted model, not a curated record. Gene Ontology annotation, biological process: coenzyme A biosynthetic process. Gene Ontology annotation, molecular function: dephospho-CoA kinase activity; ATP binding.
ACGGAGUAAGAUUGAGGUUAUUGAAUUGGUCGAUUUUCCAAAUCGCAAUCUUCAAUAAGUUUGAUAAUAAAUAAUAAUUUGUAAUCUCUGAUCUAUGUCCUAUUCAACCGUGUCAUAGAGCUCUUUAAAAAAAUUUACACAUAAAUUUGAUUACAAUAAUUUAACUUGUCAUGUGACGAAAGAUAGAAUAGAAAUAGAUAAAAAAGAAAAGAAAAACUCCAUCCUGAAGCUAGAAUCAGUUCGGAAGAAAAGAAGUGAUCGUCUACAAGACGAUCACUAAAGAUUUAAGAUUAAUAAAUUAAUCGUAAGUCGAAGUAUCAGAGAAGUGAAUUCGAGAAAUUGAAGUGAUUUUAAUAUAUUUUCUACGACAUGGCGAACACUGGUCUACUAGUUUUAACGAGUCCUAGAAAGAUAAAAGGAAUGUUGUUUCUAAUCCAGAAGCAUGUUCUGAAGACGUUGUACAUUCAAUACUUUCCGGAAAAGAAUAUCUUUGCAGGAAAUUACAAUUCUGCGACGUUACAGAGGAAAGGGUCUGAAUUUUCUAAGAAGAUUGCCGACAUAUAUAUGUAUACUUCUCCAAUUGCCUCCAGUCUCGACGUUCGUGUCUUGCUCACCAACCUGAAAUAUCCUGACAGAUCUGUUAUAAACACGAAAAAACCGGUGGAAGUGGUGAUCUUUGAUCAGAAGUGCAGUGAAAAGGAGGCGGACACGUUCAUACAGGAUCGUUUAGCAAACAGAUCGCAGAACUACCGCUUUGUUGAUUACACAUAUCUGAACCAUCUUCUGUAUCAUGAUAAUACGUGUACAGAACAUGAUGUUCAGAAUGUAAAAACUUACAAGAAUGUAGUGCUGGGUGGCACAUUCGAUCGGUUGCACAAUGGACACAAGAUCUUAUUAAGCGAGGCUGUCUUGCGUUGUACAGAAAAACUUACUGUUGGCGUGACGGAUACUAACUUGAUUACUGGUAAAAUAUUAUGGGAGCUUAUACAACCGUGUGCGCAAAGAAUAAAGGAAGUUAAAGAGUUUUUGCAAGAUGUAGAUUCAUCGAUAACAUAUAAUGUUGUGCCUAUUAAUGACAUGUAUGGACCUACUAAGGAAGAUUCAACAUUGGAGAUGAUAGUAGUGAGUCAAGAAACGAAACGUGGAGGUGAUAAAGUCAAUGAAUUACGUGCGCAAAAAAAUUUAAGCAACUUGGACAUUUAUACGGUAGAAUUAGCAAUUGAUGAAUCCCAUAACAAAUUUGAAGAGGCCAAAAUUAGCUCUAGUAAUCAUAGAAUACGAUUACUUGGCACGAGGCUUCGAGCUCCUAGAGAAGGGAGGAGUUUACAACCUUAUAUUAUUGGUUUAACGGGUGGUAUUGCAAGUGGAAAAUCCUCAGUUGCUGAAAAAAUGCAACAACUCGGCGCUGGUCUUGUAAAUUGUGAUAAGUUAGCUCACGACUUAUAUUUACCUGGAACAGACUGCUUUCGUAAAAUAGUUGAACAUUUUGGCUCUUCUAUUCUCAACUCAGAUGGAUUUAUAAAUAGAAAGCUGCUUGGUGACAUAGUGUUUAAUAAUAAGGAACAAUUGGAAAAAUUGAAUACAUUAAUUUGGCCUUUAAUUUUGGAAAAAGCUAAAGAAGAAAUAAAUAAUCUUUAUCACAAGGGUCGUCAUAUUAUUAUACUGGAAGCAGCAGUUUUGAUUCAGGCUAAAUGGCAGAAUGUAUGCAGCGAAAUUUGGACUUGUAUCAUUCCACAAGAUGAGGCUAUAAAACGAGUAAUGGAAAGAAAUGGAUUAUCUGAGGAAGCAGCGAAGUUACGAAUUGAAAUGCAACCAAGUAACACAGAGCAAGUUAAAGAAGCCAACGUUGUCAUAUGUACUUCAUGGAGUCACGAAGAAACCCUAAUACAAGUAGAAAGAGCAUGGAGAGAACUAACAACUGAUUUAGACAAACUACGAAUUAAAGUUUGUCCCACAAAUAAUAUGCAAUCAUUCCAUGAUAUACAUAAUUAAAAUAUUGAUACAAUGAUGAGGAAAAUAUUGGUAACUGGAUGUAUCUUUGGCUAUAAAUAACUACAACAGAGAUAUAUAGAUAUAUUAAUAACAAGAGUGCUAUUUUUUAUCGUUUAUAUAAUUGUUACAAAAAAAUGAACAUACUAUUUAGCAAAUAAUAUGUUGUCACUUAA